Molecule: messenger RNA, 309 nt
Organism: Capsella rubella
Lineage: Eukaryota; Viridiplantae; Streptophyta; Magnoliopsida; Brassicales; Brassicaceae
Exons: 1
Source: RefSeq, a predicted model, not a curated record
AAAGGAGAUGAAGACGGAGAAGAAGAAACUGCAAAACGCGGAAAAGCUCGAGCUGGACAAUUCGAACCCGGAUGCGACGGUGGUGGUGUAUGUUGGAUCUAUGGCGGAUUUAAGAAAAACGAGUCGAGUCGAUUUGAUUCCUUCGUAAAGUGGGUUUUCUAAAAGAAAGAAAAAAAUGGAAAAGUGGAUUUGGAAAAAUGCAAAAUAAGAAAAAGUGGUGCGAAAAUUACAAAAUUGACCCUCCCCUUUCGAGCCUUUCCAACUACGAAAAAAAACCGUCGAGUCAAAAACACGGAUUCACCAGUAUAA